CCAAAAGAGAAGAAGGUAGAAGAAGAACCCUAAUCGAGCAGGUCUCACACUCUUUUGGACAUGGCCAAGUCAAAGAAUCACACAGCUCACAACCAGUCCCGCAAGGCCCACAGGAAUGGCAUCAAGAAGCCCCAGAGGCACCGCCACACGUCCACCAAGGGGAUGGAUCCCAAGUUUCUGAGGAACCAGAGGUACGCCAGGAAGCACAACAACACCAAGACCGAAGAGUCUGCUGAGGAGUAGGGCAUGACCUUGCCUAGUGAUGAUGAAGCUCUUCGGGUUCUCUUUUGAUUAGGGUUUUAUUUUGAUUUGAACUUGUUUCAGAAUACUUUAAUGGUACUGUUCUGGGAUUUUAUGUGGGGAGCUGAACUCCGUUUUAUAUGCUAAAGAUGUUGAAGCUUUUUGGUUAA
Messenger RNA from Argentina anserina (silverweed cinquefoil), 410 nucleotides. RefSeq names its product 60S ribosomal protein L29-1-like. Bases 61 to 243 code for a protein of 60 amino acids. NCBI's taxonomy places the organism in Eukaryota, Viridiplantae, Streptophyta, Magnoliopsida, Rosales, Rosaceae. The transcript is spliced from 3 exons. Gene Ontology annotation, biological process: cytoplasmic translation. Gene Ontology annotation, molecular function: structural constituent of ribosome. Gene Ontology annotation, cellular component: ribosome; cytosolic large ribosomal subunit. The record is from RefSeq and is a predicted model, not a curated record.